AUGGCAUCCCGCUUUCAAGAUCAUCAGCCAAAGGAUUACUUAGCGCCUUUCUUUAACCUCGAUCCACCACAGAACGGAAGCGACUCCGGCGUCAUGUCGCCUUCGGUGGACAUUCAAGCUUCGCAGUCGAUGACUGCAGAACCACUUUUCCCGGCCCAGUUCGACAUGGAGAUGCUUGGUAACUUGAUGUCCCUACAGGGACCUGAGAGCCCCCACCAGAUAUCACCAUUAUCUCCUUCCCAAACUUAUUUUCCGAGUGACAAUCACCCCGUCCGGCCUUCUUUGAUGGAUCAGCAAGUUAAACGUUCCCAGCUUCGGCAGUUACAGGAUUUACAAAACCAAAUAUUCCAGCAGCAGAUAUCCCUGAUUAUCAACCAAGAUAGUCUUACACAUCCUACAACCACGUAUGUACAGGAACAACAUAACUAUGGUCUUCCUACUCCCAUUUCUUCCUCGGAAUUGCCUUUGGAAUUCGUGUCGCCUAUGGCUCUAAAUCAAUCGCAGAUACCUCAAGAAUGUCACGAUGAUUCUAUGGCACCCCCCAUGCCUGGCCAUGCUCUCACUUACCUAACCAAGGAUUUAUUCCGAGGAUUUUCGUCUGCACCCGCGCACGUCGUGUUUCGAAAUAGCCCUUCCUGUUCUCCACAUUCCGGUGACCUUGAGCUGGACGGCGAUAUUUCACCACUGACCAGCCCAUGGUUUGGUGCCGAACAAAACCGGUUUAUAUCUUCUCGGCGUCACAAAGAAUCCAGAAAACGUCCAACAUUUUCCAGUGGUGACGGUUUUCCCUCUCAACCGUCGCGAAAAAAGCAAUCUCCUGAUACUCGACCGUAUACUGACGGCUCUUUCUUAUACCGAAAUCAUCGAGGGUCACAUUCCACCGGUUCUACCCCUCUUCUGCAAUCCACCAGAUUCAGACCUGGUGACAUGGUCAAUGACGAAUUUUCUGGUGACUCUCCUUCACCAGUAGACUUGUCGAUGCCUCCCCCGGCCGCCCCUCCUAGCCGGGCAGACUUGAUGGCAAAUAUGCCUACUGCUAAUAUGUCUUCCAAGCAAGUUGCGCCUGUCACCCCUGCAAGUAUUAUGAACCUCGGGAGAUUCGCAAGUCGCGUGAACCCUCAAGGUGACAGCGACGGGAACACCUCAAAACAACUGGAUACAGACGUCAUAUGGGAUGAUGCCACCGCUGCUAGAACAUCUUCAUCGACUCCAACUCAGCGUAAUAAAUCUUCAAGAAGAAGCGCAUUGAAUCCCCCGUCGCCGCUAAAACCCGUCUCGCCUGGGAUUGGACAGGCUAACGAUGCGGUUCCUAUAUUUCAAGGAGUAUGGAAAACGACGCACAAGGACGCCGAACAGAAGCGCCGAGAUUCCUUGAAGACCACGUUCGAUGACCUACGUAGACUGCUACCGCCUAUUCCCCUUCCAUGCGACAACAAAUAUCCACUGGACGAGCCUGUUCUUCCGGGUGCCUUACCGCCACGAGGGCCACAGAAAACAGGUUCAGAAGGCCCUAAUAAGGUCGUGAGCAAGCUACAGCUGCUGAUGUACGGUAAUGACUUUAUUCGACAGCUGAAGGCGCGAGUUGAGAGACGAGACGAGGAGAUCACACGUUUGAGACAGGAGGUUGGGAGAUUGAGGAACGUGAUUGUCGACACCAAUGGUGGUCAUGGAUAUUUCAAAGAAGGCGUUGACGUGGUGGAUCUAGAAGUGAAUCUAGAUGAAAUCGAAGUGAUGGACUCGAACUCUGCUAGGUCUGCAGCGGUUGCCGCUGACAAUGAGGCGGAUGAGGAAGAAGAACGCACGGAGUUCUUAGAUGCUAUUAUUCACGUUGUGUUCAGCUAACUGUAGUCUGUCAGUCGACUGUUGUCCGCGUGCAACAAAGUAAAAAAAAACUUGGUGGUACCAUUGCUUAUACAUGAAUUGUGAGUAUACUCACUAAUAAGAAAUACACACCGUUUUCCG
Messenger RNA from Desarmillaria tabescens, 1962 nucleotides. RefSeq lists its product as uncharacterized. The transcript has 4 exons. Bases 1 to 1842 code for a protein of 613 amino acids. Gene Ontology annotation, molecular function: protein dimerization activity; RNA polymerase II cis-regulatory region sequence-specific DNA binding; DNA-binding transcription factor activity, RNA polymerase II-specific. Gene Ontology annotation, biological process: regulation of transcription by RNA polymerase II. The record is from RefSeq and is a predicted model, not a curated record. NCBI's taxonomy places the organism in Eukaryota, Fungi, Basidiomycota, Agaricomycetes, Agaricales, Physalacriaceae.